CGACGGAAAGUAGUCCCUCACCCCUGCACUUCUCUCCGCCCAUCUCGCGAGCGCGUCCGGCAGACACACCAUGUCCGACCAGACCCCCACCCCCACCUUCCAUGUCUGCGCCAAGGCCGGCUCCGACACCAACGCCGGCACCGCCGAGGCCCCCUUCAAGACCGUCGAGCAUGCGCUGACCCUGAGCCCCACCGCCGAGGUCAUGGAGAUGUCCGAGGAGGGCGAGUUCAAGAAGAUCUCCUCCAAGACCCGCUCUCGUGUCCUGAAGAACAUCGAGAAGCAGGAGAAGCAGCGCCAGGCCGAUGAGCUCCGCGCCAAGCAGCUCCAGGAGCGCCUCGAGGCCUCCAAGCUGGUCCAGAUCGAGCGCCCCUCCGCCGAUGAGACCACCUAUAUCAAGAUCCGCGACGUCUGCGAGGAGAAGCCCGUCCCCGAGGGGAUUGUCCUGAUCAAGGGCUGGGUCCACCGCAUUCGCAUCCAGAGCAAGAAGCUCAUGUUCGUCGUCGUCCGCGACGGCACCGGCCUGAUGCAGUGCGUCCUCAACGAUCAGCUGUGCGAGACCUAUGACGCCCUCACCCUCACUCGUGAGUCCACCGUCGAGGUGUACGGCACCCUGAACCAGGUCCCCAAGGGCAAGACCUCCCCCAACGGCUUCGAGCUCAAGGCCGUCUUCUUCAAGAUCAUCUCCGCCGCCCCGGGUGGCAAGGACAGCGCCGACAACAUCUUCAACGACGAUGCCAACCCCGAGGUCCUCCUGGACCAGCGCCACAUGGUCCUCCGUGACCAGGGCCCCUCGGACAUCAUGCGCUUCCGGGCCUUUGUCCUGAACGCCUUCCGCACCCACUACAACGACAACAACUACUGCGAGGUCACCCCCCCGCUCAUGGUCCAGACCCAGGUCGAGGGUGGCUCCACCCUCUUCAAGUUCGAUUACUACGGUCAGGAUGCCUACCUCACCCAGUCGUCGCAGCUCUACCUGGAGACUGUCCUCCCCUCGCUGGGCGAUGUCUACUGCAUUGCGCAGUCCUUCCGCGCCGAGAAGUCCCGCACCCGCCGCCACCUGUCGGAGUACACCCACGUCGAGGCCGAGUGCUCCUUCAUCAGCUUCGAGGACCUGCUCAACCGCGUGGAGAAGCUGGUUUGCGAUGUGUCCAACCACAUCUGGAACCACCCGGUCGCCGGGAAGAUCCUGCGCGAGGUGAACCCCUCCUUCACCCCGCCCGAGGCCCCCUUCCUCCGGAUGUCCUACAUCGAGGGCAUUGAGUGGCUCAACGAGCAUGGCCAGCUCAAGCCCGAUGGCACCCCCUAUGUGUUUGGCGACGACAUCCCCGAGGCUCCCGAGCGCUACAUGACCGACUCCAUCAACCGGCCCAUCCUCUUCCACUCCUUCCCGGCCGAGGUCAAGUCCUUCUACAUGCCUCGUCGCGAGGAGGACAACCGCCUGACCGAGUCCGUGGACCUGCUGAUGCCGGGUGUCGGCGAGAUCGUCGGCGGGUCCAUGCGUAUCUGGGACCUGGAGGAGCUCAUGAAGGGCUACGAGCGCGAGGGCAUCGACCCGACCCCGUACUACUGGUUCACCGACCAGCGCCGCUAUGGCUCCUGCCCGCAUGGUGGCUAUGGUCUGGGCCUGGAGCGCUUCCUCACCUGGAUGCUCGGCCUGCACCACGUCCGUGAUGUCUGCCUGUACCCCCGCUUCACCGGCCGCUGCCGUCCUUGAAAAGGAGGGCCAUCGGCGCACAUGCCGGCCGGCCGGCCGGUGGCCAGUAGCCACACGCGGGGCCACGUGCCGCCGAUGUGUCUCUGACUGGCCCACGCCACUCGGUACCACCUCUCCACCUCCCUGCCUCCCCCGCCCGCCCCUUUGUGCUCUCCCUCGUUCUCUCCCUCUCCCUCUCUCUCUC
This is a messenger RNA of Fonticula alba, 1898 nucleotides long. RefSeq names its product asparaginyl-tRNA synthetase. Gene Ontology annotation, molecular function: asparagine-tRNA ligase activity; nucleic acid binding; ATP binding. The record is from RefSeq and is a predicted model, not a curated record. Gene Ontology annotation, biological process: asparaginyl-tRNA aminoacylation. NCBI's taxonomy places the organism in Eukaryota, Rotosphaerida, Fonticulaceae. Gene Ontology annotation, cellular component: cytoplasm. Bases 71 to 1714 code for a protein of 547 amino acids. The transcript is spliced from 9 exons.